AUGACCUGGUUCGAGUCAAGGGGAAAAAUUAAAGGUGCGACACUUCUGCAUUACGCAGAUGAACUGGAAGACAUUGAUCUUUUGGCUAUGUUUCUUGUAGCUUGCCCUGAAUGCAUCAAAGAUGUGACUGUUGGAGGUAAAACUGCGGUGCAUAUUGCAGCAGAAAACAACAAUAUUGAAGCUCUUGAAGUCCUGACACGUUGGCUACGAAGGACUCACAACAAAGAUGGUGGAUUCUGGGAAAUUGAAGUCAUGAACUGGAAAGACAAGGAUGGCAACACACAGUGGCGGAGUCAGGAGAGGGUGAGGAAUGCUGCUAAAGAAGGUGAUGUUGAGGCGUUGUAUGAGCUUAUCCGGGAGAAGGCUGAUUUUUUGAAGGACAUCGAUCAAAUGGAGUUUGUUGAUACUCCAUUACACGUAGCUGCAGCUGCAGGACGCACUGGGUUUUGCAUUGGAGUUGAUGGACUUAAAGCCAUCACUUGCUACGAAGCUGAACCACGACGGGUUGAGCCCCAUGCGCCUUGCGUUGCAGAAUGA
Theobroma cacao (cacao) is the source of this 537-nucleotide messenger RNA. The record is from RefSeq and is a predicted model, not a curated record. Lineage: Eukaryota; Viridiplantae; Streptophyta; Magnoliopsida; Malvales; Malvaceae.